AUGCUUUUGAACGACUCAGUUAUUGGAAACAGUCGUACGCAAACCAAUCUCUCUGAUUCUAUGAUUGAACAUCAAAUCAUUGAGAUCGUUACUGUAAAUGCAUUUCGCUAUCUUAUUUUCUUCACAACAAGUCGGUGCAUCUUUGACGAGGAAUUCGGCUUACUGCGUUAUUCAAGCCGUGAGUCGUCGGCAAAGCGUAAACUCGAACAGAUGCGUCUCUCACGAAAGCACUUUCAUCCACGUCGUCUACUUGACUUCUUACCGAUUCUUAAAUGGCUUCCCCAUUAUAACAUAAAAAAGAAUCUCAUCAGUGACAUUAUUGGAGGACUGACCGUCGGUAUAAUGCACGUACCACAAGGAAUGGCUUAUUCUUCACUUUCUGGGCUUCGCCCUGUGAACGGCCUUUAUACCUCACUGUUUCCAGCGUUAUUUUACAUGUUGUUUGGAACAUCGAGGCACGUUUCAUUAGGUGUCUUUGCAGUCGUGAGUUUAAUGUCGGGUAGUUGUAAUCAGCGAGUAUCGAACAUUCUGAAAGAACAUGCGUACAAUGACAGUCUGGUUGACGAUUUCGAUGAGGAUACAAGUUAUAAGAUCUCCGUAGCUAUUCUGACCUCACUCACACUCUUUGUAGGGUUCAUACAGAUUAUUGGUGGCUUUACGACAGGAGCGGCGGUACAUGUGUUCACUGCUCAACUGGAUAAAAUCCUAGGAAUCUCAAUACCUCGUCACUCUGGACCAGGAAAACUAUUCUUUGUGUACAAGGACCUAAUAUCCACUGUUAUUGCUGGUCAUGUAAACUGGAUUACCUUCGGUAUUUCUUUGGCUACCAUCGUCCUACUAUUUCUCGUCAAAACCUAUAUCGAUCCAUUACUGAAAAAGAAGUGUAAAAUACCGAUUCCAUAUGAUUUGUUUGUGAUGAUAAUUGGCACAAUAGUUUCAACUCUAGUGAAUCUACAUGGUCGAUUCGGUAUUAAAAUUGUGGGAAAAAUACCACCUGGAUUGCCUGCACCUUCAUUGCCAGAUAUGUCGCUUUUCCGCUAUAUCAUCGGAGACGCCUUAGCAAUAAGUGUGGUCAGCCUAGUGGUUACCAUUUCCAUGGGAAAGUUAUUUGCAAAGAAGCACAAUUAUGAAGUGGAUGUUAGACAGGAAUUCUACGCUGUGGGUUUCAUGGAGGUGCUGUGCUCACUAUUCCCGGUCUGGCCAUCAUCUACGGCAUUGGCGCGCACUCUUGUCUAUGAGGCAGCUGGGACCAAAACACAGUUAGCAACCAUCUUCUCCUCGUUGGUUCUACUUGCGGUUAUUCUUUUCAUGGGACAGCUUGUUGAAUCAUUACCUGUGUGCUUUCUGUCCUGCAUCAUCAUUGUUGCAUUGAAAGGAAUGUUUAUGCAACUUAGUUCCAUUUCGAAGUUGUGGCCGAUCUCGAAGACCGAUUGUGCAAUAUUCACGGUCUGCUUCGCAGCUACGGUUCUUUACGACGUUAUCGAAGGUCUUCUGAUUGGAACCUGUUUCGCUGCUGCGCUGCUUAUGUAUACUAUUCAGAAAUCGAAAGUCGUGGAAAUUGGACGACUAAGUCACAAUGAGGGUCAAUCAUAUUUUCAGCCAAUCGAUAGUUAUAGGUUUGGUUUAUAUCUAUGUUGUAAAUUUGUUAUCCUUGAUAUAAACGAGCAUCUGUGGGCUUUACUAUUCGUUGCCAAUGUAACAUAUCAACUCGGCUUAUCAUAA
This is a messenger RNA of Angiostrongylus costaricensis, 1722 nucleotides long. The record is from the annotation of a GenBank genome assembly. Lineage: Eukaryota; Metazoa; Nematoda; Chromadorea; Rhabditida; Metastrongylidae.